Messenger RNA from Prorocentrum cordatum, 949 nucleotides. Lineage: Eukaryota; Dinophyceae; Prorocentrales; Prorocentraceae. The record is from the annotation of a GenBank genome assembly.
GAGCAAGGUCUUCUGUCUUCAUUUCUUUUCGUUCCACAGAACACCCCACUCGUCUGCCACUUCUUCCAGAUGGCGGACAACGAGGAGAAGCUCGAGAAGCCUCUUGUGCCUCCUGCGGCUAAGCCGCCGACGCCGAAGGCGAUGAAGAAGGCCAAGCCGAAGGUUCCGCUCGCGCUGCUCACCACUAGAGAGCAGAAGGCCGCGGUGAGGGUGAUCACCGAGUUGCAGUCGGAGCUCGUGGUGUGGAAGGCUGCAGCUCGUGAGCAACGUCGUGCAGUUCGUGAGCAGCUGCGUGGCAACAAGGCCAUCCGCAACGCUCUGACGGCGCUGAAGAGCAACGCGUCGUACAUCCUGAGCAAGGGGCCGCCGGCCGCGACGGCCCUCCCGAAGGUCCGCAAGAUCAAGCGCCUCAAGAAUGUCUUGAGCAUCUUCAACGGCAAGAAGAGCAGCGGCGGCGGCACGGGCACGACGGCCACGGGCGCGAGCUCUUCGGCAGCGCCAGCUCCGCUACCAGACAGCGAGGAGCCCGUGGGGGGCGACGAGAUCUCCUCCAUCGUCUCGGAGAGCGACGACGACUCGGGCGAGGGCGAGGAUGGCGAGGAUGAGUCGCUGCAGUCGGACUGACGGCCGAGGGAUUAGGUGAGCAGUCGGCUCGACUCGACUGCCAGUCGAGCCAUCGGGCCAUCGAACUAUCGAGCUCAGCGAGCUUUCGACUCAGGUUCUCGAUCGAAUCGGUCUGUCGGCCAGCAGACGCUCGCAGGUUCAGGUUCGGACCAACGUUCUCGUGGGCUCUCGCGCUGGAUCUGCAUCCCGCAACGGAGGGUCGAAUCGGAUUCGGAUUUUAACUAGGCUCACUGUCUAGUGCGAGCGUCACUCUGCUCGACGCGACGGGGGCAGUCGGCUCGGAGUACGUGCAGGUGCGAUGCGCGAUGCCCGAGAGACUGCAGGG